AUGACAAAGAUGAAGGCAUUGACGUAUGAUGAUAUUGGCAAGUGGAAAGUGGUUGAGAAAGAUGUGCCAACGAUUCAAGACGGUGGAGAUGCAAUCGUGAAGCUUGUACGAACAACGAUUUGCGGAACAGAUCUUCACAUCCUCAAAGGCGAUGUUCCUACCUGCGACAAGGGACGUACUUUGGGCCACGAGGGCAUUGGAGUCAUUACCGAAGCCGGAUCCGAAUUGAAAAACUUCAAGAAGGGCGAUAGGGUGGUGAUUCGAUGCAUCACAUGCUGCGGAAGCUCAAUGGCCGACUCCUGCAGGAAAGCAGGCUGGAUUUUAGGGCACACGCACGAUGGAACACAAGCCGAGUACGUCCGUAUUCGCUAUGCAGACACCUCCUUGUUUCCCGUGCCUGCAGGCGCAGAUGAGCGUGCACUGCUUGUGUUCAGCGACAUCCUUCCCACUGGGCUUGAGGUUGGCACCUUGAGAGGCAAAGUGACGCCUGGCUGCAGCGUAGCCAUUGUGGGCGCUGGCCCGGUUGGCCUGGCGGCUGGGCUCACAGCUCAACUGUAUGCACCACGCAAGAUUUGCUUCUUUGACCAGGACGACUAUCGUCUUCAAGUGGCGAAGAAGAUGGGCGCGACACAUACAUAUAAUGUCAAAGGCAACUCUGACAUUCGCGCUCUAGCGAAAGAGCACAUUGGAGAAGCGGACGGCUUUGACGUCGUGAUGGAGGCUGUCGGUAUUCCCGCGACAUUCGACAUGUGCCAGGAGCUGGUUGGUCUUGGUGGACACAUCGCGAACAUUGGCGUACACGGCAAACCCGUCAACUUGUCUAUCGAUAAACUCUGGUCUCGAAGCGUCACGAUUUCGAUGGCACUUGUGAGUGCACAUACUAUUCCGACUUUGUUGGACCUGUAUGCUGCCGGCAAGAUCGAUGCCAGCGAUAUGAUCACGCAUGACUUCAAAUUCAGCGAGAUCGAGAAGGCGUAUGAUGUAUUCAGUCGCGCCGCGGACACCAAGUCCUUGAAGGUCAACAUCGAGUUCUGA
Zasmidium cellare ATCC 36951 is the source of this 1035-nucleotide messenger RNA. RefSeq lists its product as uncharacterized. The transcript has 6 exons. The record is from RefSeq and is a predicted model, not a curated record. Bases 1 to 1035 code for a protein of 344 amino acids. Lineage: Eukaryota; Fungi; Ascomycota; Dothideomycetes; Mycosphaerellales; Mycosphaerellaceae.